Molecule: messenger RNA, 1609 nt
Organism: Nematostella vectensis (starlet sea anemone)
Lineage: Eukaryota; Metazoa; Cnidaria; Anthozoa; Actiniaria; Edwardsiidae
Product: iron-sulfur cluster assembly 2 homolog, mitochondrial
Exons: 3
Coding region: 15-590 (191 amino acids)
Biological process (GO): iron-sulfur cluster assembly
Cellular component (GO): mitochondrion
Molecular function (GO): iron ion binding; 2 iron, 2 sulfur cluster binding; 4 iron, 4 sulfur cluster binding
Source: RefSeq, a predicted model, not a curated record
GCACAACAUUAAAAAUGGCUACCAGAAGAUUGCUUUUCUGUCGAAAAUACCUCCAACAAAUCACACAUUCACUCCCUCUUCGACCGAACCCAUCUACGCUAGAUACCUUCUUGCGAUCAAGAGCUCAACUGCAACACAAACCUGGAAAUUCUGUAAACCAGAUAAGGUGCUUAUCAAACGCAGCAGAAUAUUCUACAACAGCAAAUGAAAAUUCGCCCAAUGCAUCAAUUCAAGAUGACGAUGGGGACAGGAGAGCGGUUUUGCAUUUGAGUGAAAGCUGCGUGAAGCAACUGACAAAGAUUACAAGUGAUGAGAAAGAUGCCAAGAGCUUCUUGCGGGUGAUGGUAGAAGGCGGGGGAUGCUCUGGAUUCCAGUACAUUUUUAAACUUGACACUCAACAAGAGCCAGAUGACAGGGUGUUUGAAAAGAAUGGUGCAAGAGUGGUGGUGGAUGAAGCAUCUCUCGAACUGCUUGAUGGGUCCACUAUAGACUACCAAGAGGAGUUAAUCAGAUCAGCAUUUGCUGUCGUCAAUAAUCCCAAAGCAGAGAUGGGCUGCUCUUGUGGCGUCUCAUUCUCACUCAAAAUCUAAAAUCAGCAAGAUGUAGGAUUCUUGUAAAAAUCUAAAACCCCUUGGUUUUAUGCAGAGAUAUUGUAAAAUUUUAAAAGCAGGGAUCAUGUACAAGAUCUGAAAUACCAAGGAGAUGUAGAAGAAAGAGAGGCAGAGGAUUUCUUUGAGUGCAGGACCAAAUACUAGGUUGUGUACUUUUUUUGAGAAAAGUCAAACUUUUUCAUUCUCUUUGUAAGAGCAGCCCAAUUUUGAAAUGUCUUGCAUCAAGCCAGGGGCAUGGUUUUAAUUAAGGGUGGCCAGAUUCAUUGUUUUUUUGUGGAUUUCCUUAUGUACUUCCUCAUAUUUUUAUAUGCAAGCCACGGCAACGGCAAAUGUUGCACUUUUCUAGUUACUAGCUUGCUAAUCAAGCUAUGAGCUUUUGUCACCAUGUCUGUUACUUCUCCAUUGUUUGUUAGUUACCUUGCAAUAACCCUUUUUUGCUGCUCAACCAAAUAUUGAUGGAUUAUCCUGCAAUUAUGUGAAUUAAUAUUAAAGCAGCAAUGUCACCAUUCUUUUUAGUUAGUUGAGGUUUCCAGCAGCCCUCCAGAAGUAAACUGGUACAAUAGAGGACUUGUGCUAAGAGAUCACAUGACCUUUCUGGGUGUCAAAUUCAAAACAAAAUAAUCAAACAAAAUAAAUAAAAAAUGACUGCGCCAUAACACCAGAAAACUUUUUUUUUAAAUAAAACUAAAGCCUUUUUGGAAAAAAACGAAUUCUGACUUUUUAGUAAGGGCUAAAUAAUUUGCUUUUUGUUGCUGUUACUAUGCUGCUAAAAGCCAGGGCACGCACUAGUUUGCCAACCAAACAGUCACAUGAUCUCUGCCCCCUAGUGGCACUUAAAAUGCCUAUGUGAGCCAAAAACACCAAUUUUCCCGGUUUUUUUUUUUUUCCUUUUACAAAAGCAACUGGGGAAAACUCUGGUUUGUGCCUCCAAUGUAUAUUACGAGUCUAAACCUUUAUUUUUAAACAUUAAACAAAUAAACUUACAGUAAGUAACAUGA